This is a messenger RNA of Equus quagga, 5526 nucleotides long. It is a transcript of the gene SNPH, whose product is annotated as syntaphilin. The transcript has 4 exons. The record is from RefSeq and is a predicted model, not a curated record. Gene Ontology annotation, biological process: neuron differentiation. Gene Ontology annotation, cellular component: mitochondrion; cytoplasmic microtubule. The coding region runs from base 775 to 2376 and encodes 533 amino acids. Lineage: Eukaryota; Metazoa; Chordata; Mammalia; Perissodactyla; Equidae.
ACCCCAGGGGAGGGCUUCUGCUCCCAUCCUCAUCCGCUUUGAGCCUAUGCCCUGAGUUCCUGGUGCAUGUCAGAACCAGCACGCGUAUUUGCAUGGAUGGGUGUGGGCAUGGCUGUGGGCAGCAUGUGUGCUGGAGGGCCUGGCUGCAUGUCCUGCAUUGUGGGCAGCCCCCUGAGCACGUUCACUAAGACUUGUGUGACACAGCUCGGAAUGGCAGAGACAUGGUCCUUUUGUGUUCAUGUGUAUCCAUAUGUCUUUCUACACGUGUGUGGUAUGUCGGUCUGUCUUGUCUCCCCUGUAGACGGGAAGCCCCGAGCCACGCAUCAACGGGCACUCUGGGAAGGUGACGUCGAGACUAGCCCAGACCAAUUUGGGGUUCCUGGUUUUGCUCCAGGAGUCCUCCAGCCUGCAGCCCCUGCUGAGGAGGGAGGAUUGACCAGCACGGGGGUGGGGGUCCAAGUGUCAGGGACCCUGGGGGUGCCUGGCUUGUAGCGUGGAGGACUCAUUGCUGCGCUGGUGGUCAGGAGGCCCCGCCCUGAUGCCCCUGUGACCUCGGGCAAAGCCUUUGCUCUGUCUGGGGCCAUUCGCUCAUCUGGAGAACGUGGGGUUGGACCAAUGAGUUCUGGCCACCCCUGAGGCUCCGACCAUCGUGAUUUUAAGUCGGGCGGCGGGAGCCUGCUAAAUUCGUUGGUGGAGGCGGCUGUGGCCAGAGCCCGGCCUGCCAGACCCUCUCUCGGUCCCGGGCUGUCCUGCUGAAGGGCGAGAGGAGAAGCCAUGCCGGGCAGCGGCCCCAGCGAGAGGAUGACGUGGCCCGGUCCGGCCCUCCCCGCGGCCCCCCCAACGCGCCCUCUCUCCUCAGCCCCGGGGACACCACCCAUCCCGCCCCUCACCCGGACCCGCAGCCUCAUGGCCAUGUCCCUGCCGGGCAGUAGACGGGCCUCUGCUGGAUCCCGCAGGCGCACCUCUCCGCCCGUGAGCGUGCGGGAUGCCUAUGGCACCUCUUCUCUCAGCAGCAGCAGCAACUCGGGCUCCUACAAGGGCAGUGACAGCAGCCCCACGCCCAGGCGCUCCAUGAAGUACACACUGUGCAGCGACAACCAUGGCAUCAAGCCGCCCACCCCGGAGCAGUACCUGACCCCCCUGCAGCAGAAGGAGGUGUGCAUCCGGCACCUGAAGGCCCGGCUGAAGGACACGCAGGACCGGCUCCAGGACCGGGACACAGAGAUCGAUGACCUGAAGACGCAGCUGUCACGCAUGCAGGAGGACUGGAUCGAGGAGGAGUGCCACCGGGUGGAAGCCCAGCUGGCCUUGAAGGAGGCCCGCAAGGAGAUCAAGCAGCUCAAGCAGGUCAUCGACACGGUCAAGAACAACCUGAUCGACAAGGACAAGGGGCUGCAGAAGUACUUCGUGGACAUCAACAUCCAGAACAAGAAGCUGGAGACGCUGCUGCACAGCAUGGAGGUGGCUCAGAACGGCAUAGCCAAGGAGGACGGUGCCGGGGAGUCGGCUGGUGGGUCCCCCGCCCGCUCCCUCACCCGCAGCUCCACCUACACCAAGCUGAGUGACCCAGCUGUCUGUGGUGACCGUCCCCCUAGCGACCACCCUGGCACCUCCACCGAGGAUGGGGCUGACAGUGGCUUCGCAGCAACCGAUGACACACUGAGCCGGACGGACGCGCUGGAGGGCAGCAGCCUGCUGUCAUCUGGGGUGGACUGUGGCCCUGAGGAGACCUCGCUGCACAACUCCUUCAGCCUGGGCCCCCGCUUCCCCGCCAGCAACACCUACGAGAAGCUGCUGUGUGGCAUGGAGGCCGGCGUGCAGGCCAGCUGCAUGCAGGAGCGUGCCAUCCAGACAGACUUCGUGCAGUACCAGCCUGACCUGGACACCAUCCUGGAGAAAGUGACCAAGGCCCAGGUCUGUGGGACAGUCCCUGAGUCAGGGGACAGGUGCCUGGAGUUGGAUCCCCACCCCCCGGGGCCAAGAGACCCCAGCUCAGCAGUGGUGGUGACGGUGGGUGACGAGCUUGAGGCCCCGGAGCCCAUCACCCGAGGGCCGACCUCACACCGGCCUGGUGCCAACCCCAACCCGUCGGUGAGCGUGACAUGCCCCAUGGAAGAGGAGGAGGAGGCGGCCGCAGCCGAGAAGGAGCCCAAGAGCUACUGGAGUCGCCACUACAUCGUGGAUCUGCUGGCCGUGGUGGUGCCGGCCGUGCCCACCGUGGCCUGGCUCUGCCGCUCCCAGCGGCGCCAGGGCCAGCCCAUUUACAACAUCAGCUCCCUGCUGCGGGGCUGCUGCACUGUGGCCUUGCACUCCAUCCGCAGGAUCAGCUGCCGCUCGCUGAGCCCGAGCGAGGCCGGUGGCGGCUCCCAGCUCUGAGGGGGUCCCAUCCCGGCCAGCGGCCCCGGCGGCCUGACCACUGAUUGUAGGGGUGCCGUCCUCCCUCUCGCACAUUCCUGUGGGGCAUCAUCUUAUUUAUUUAGUUUUCGGUUUGGAAGUGUUUUUUUCGGGAUGUUAACAGUGUUGGGGGCUGGGAGGAGGGGUUGAGGGAAGGCACCCCAAAAACUUUGAUGGGACAGAAGGGAAGAGAGACCAAGGGCAGGGAGGCCAGCUGACUGGACAAAUGGCAGAGAGAAGCUGGUGAGUCCCCCAGCCCGGCCCCUGUCCGCCUGGCCCUUCACACAGGGCAGCCCCUGCUCAGGAAGUCUCGGGGGGAGGCUGGGCUGAGUUGCCCUUCAGCGCUCCCCCAGCCCCACGUCCUGUCCAGUUCUCUGCUCACUCCAGGCCUUCUCUCCCAAGCCACCCCUUGCCCUCGGCCCAGCCGUCUGGCCAGGUACCAUCUCCUCAGAUGGAGGCAGCUACAGCCCAAAGUAUAGGCACCUGGGACUCUGAACAGUGUCUGGAGCCGCUGGGCCUCGGCUGGAGCUCCAGCCUCCUCAGGUACUGCCCUCUCUGGGAUUCUGAAGCGCAGUCAAGGCCAUGGGCUAGAGGAAAGACAAUGACGGGCAAGAGGUGGCAGAGGGCAGCGUGGCUUCUGUGUCUGUCUGUUCGUCCAGACCUUCCUCACGAUCCACUUUCCUCUUGGCGUUUCUGGGUGCGUCUGAUAAUUCUUCCUGUGAGAGCCAAACCAGACGGGCUCGGUGCUGGGGUAGAGCACUGGCCUGGGCCCCAGCUCGCGUCUGGAGACUCUGCCAGCACAAGAGGAGGAGGCGGGGGCUGGCAGCUUUGGGGCGGGGCUCCUCCAGCCUUCUGAGAUGAGGCCCUGUCGUCUGGGAGUCAGGGCUGGACUCACAAUCCUCAGCUGGUUCGAAAAGCCAGAGGCUGUGACUGCCCCCGAGAACUCCCCCUGAGCUGCUCUGGGGGUCGCAGGCCCACUCCUGCUUUGCACUACGUUCACUUUGGAGCUUGGUUCUCUGCACCCCAGGGUCUCCUGUGAGGGGGCUGCUUGCUUUCUAGGGUGAGGGAUCCUAAAGCUUAGACCUCCCAGCCUCGGGGGGGAAUUCUGACAGGAUGAAUGGCAAGAUGGGGUACGGAAGCCAUGAUGUUUGUCCAGGCCAAAGCGGGGUGCCCUGGGGUGUUUCCUGGCUGGGGUGGGGCGGACGGGAGCCCUGCAGCCUCCUGCUCCCAGCCCAAGCCCUGGUGGCCUGGGAAGGCCCACUGUGGCCCCUCCUUCCUCAGGACCACAUCUGGGACCCCAGCAAGGCUGCUGACAUUUUAUCCCCAUGAUUAGUUUACAGAGUAAAGCCACCCCUCGUCCCCACAGGGCACACAUGUCCACCUGGUCACCCGCUCUGCAGAGUUGGGCCCCACAGUGGAGGGCUGGGUACGACCUGUGUCUUACUCCCUCUCUGGCCCAGGGGCCACUCUGGUUCUCUGCCAAGGUUGCUUGCCCACUCCCGCUGCUCCCACAGCUGCUGCCUGACUCGUGGGCUCCACCCUUCCUCUCUGUGCCCUCCACUCCAGGGGGGACACCGCAUGCACUGGGAGUGGGCAGCCAGCCCCACCAUCAGCGACAGCCCUCCCUGCCACACGCUUUGUGCCUCCAAAGCUCCCCCCGCCUCGGUCGGGGCCUCAGACCAGCCAUCCUUUGUGGAGCAUUUGUGGCCCCAGCUGAACCAAACCCAAACUCCUGGGGCCUGGCUGGGCUACCCCAGAGAACACUAAGGUGGCGAUAUGGAGGGCCAGUGGACAAACCCACUCCAAAGCCAAGCCGGGACUGGCCACGGACCCAGCCUCCUGUGCCAUGUACUCACGGAGCUGCGUAGUGUCUCCUUAGAAAUAGUCAAAGCUUUGCCGAGAAAAUAAAUGUAUGACUAUAUUUGACAACAUAAAAAUCUAUAUAUUUUUCACCGCUGGAAUUUAGCCAAGCUGCGUACCCCUCUGCUCCUGUCCGUGUCUUGCUGUCUGUGGCCUUCCUGUUGUGUCUUGUGUUUUGGUGGAUGUGGUCAGGGCUGGGGCCAUUGUCCACUCUGUCCUUGCUGCUGGAGAAGCCAGUCCAAAGGGCUAGACGGGGCUGGACCCGAGGCCUAUGGAUGAGGCGGGUGGGACUGGCUGCCGCCCUCUGCCGCUGCUCCUGUUGGAGACCUGCCCAUCUGGGUUAGAGGGCCCAGCCCAGUGUUCAGGGUCUGCUUUCUGGGGAGUCUGAUGGGGCCUUUGACGGGCUUCUCUUCUCCUUGUCAGUGGAGGAGGCAGCUCACAGCCCCAGCCCUGGGACAGCCCGGGACGGUGGUGGCCGGUGGCCCCUGCCCGGCUCCUGGGUGUGUUUGUGUGCGUGCUCGGUAUCCGCAUCUAUGCAAAGGUGCAGCGCGGCUGGGGCGGCUCCAAGCGGCAGAGGUGCGCAGCCUGCAGGCUCGGGCACCAGGCCCUGGCUCUGAGGGGCUGCUGCGCGAGGCCAGGGCCAGGGCACCCGCUGAGAGCUCAUCCUCUAAAGCUUGGCCCUUUACCUUCCCGCUUACCACCCCCUCCUGUUGGGCUGUGACCUUCCCUCCUGCCCUCGGCUUCUGGAACAGAAGUCUUCGGGGCCUCCCCUCUGCCCAGCCUCCAGCAGGAGCUGAUCAGGACCCAAGGACAACAUUGCCAGGAACCACCUUCCGGAGCUGCUUGUCCCUUGGAACCCAGCAGCUGGAAGCAGCUUUUCCUUAGUUGCAGGGCAUGGGCCAGGCGGCCCUGCUGCGCCUCUGGUCCAGGCUCAGGCAGGAAUCCGAGUUGGGGGCUGGGACUCUGCACAGAGAGCUGGCCUCGAGUGGAGUUUAGUCCAACUAUCUCCCAAGGGGAUAACUUAGCUUUUUACCGAACACCCUUCCCAGUCGCCACUAGCAUGGGGCUAUCUGACAGCACCUUGGGGUGGAGUGGACAAAUGACCAGGUUCUGGGGCUGAGGCCGACUGAGGGGCCUCUGCCCCGUGAAUCAUGACCCCUCUCUGACCCAGGGGGACAGUGCACACGAGUCAUGGUGCACACACAUUCGCCCAUCCCCUUCAUGGAGAAUUCAGGGGAUGCAGGAAGGGGGGAGGUGGGGCGGGGUCUUCAC